AUGCCACGAGAAAUUAUUACUUUAAAUGUUGGACAAUGUGGAAAUCAAUUGGGAAGUGAAUUUUUUAAGAAAAUAUGUUCAGAACAUGGAAUAUUACCUGAUGGAUCAUUAUCUACAAAUGAAUUUAUUGAUGACAGAAAAGAUGUAUUUUUUUAUCAAGCAGACGACCAACGGUAUGUCCCAAGGUCUAUUAAUAUUGAUCUUGAACCACGAGUGCUUGACUCAAUAAGAACAAGUGAGUGGAGUAAUUUUUAUAAUCCAGAAAACUUUAUUAUACCAACAAAUAAUGGAGCAGGAAAUUCAUGGGCAAAUGGAUACUACACUACAGAGAAAAUGAGUGAGAUAGAAGAAAUUAUUGAUAGAGAAGUAGAGCAUUGUGACAGUUUAGAAGGAUUUUUCUUCUGUCACUCUAUUUGUGGAGGGACUGGAAGUGGUUUAGGAAGUAAAAUUAUGGAAAUGAUUAGUGAAAAAUAUCCAAAGAAUAUACUAACUUCAUUUAGUGUAAUGGUAAAAGAAAAUCCAGAUGUUGUUGUUUCUCCUUAUAAUUCUAUAUUAACUCUAAGACGUUUAAUCACAGAAUGUCAAUCAGUUGUUGUAUUUGAUAACUCAGCUUUAGCAGAUAUUACACACACGCAAUUUGGGGUUGAUGAAGCAACGGUAUUUGAUAUGAAUUCUAUAAUAUCUUCUUCAAUGUCUGCUUUUACUGCAAAUCUUAGAUUUCCAUCAACUUUGUAUAAUUCUUUAAACAGUUUAAUGAUUCAUCUUUGUCCAUCUCGAUUUAGCCACUUCUUAAUGACAAGUUACACACCAUUACGUCAGGUUAAUCAAAUAUCAAGUAGAACAAGUGCUAUUGAUGUAAUGAAACGUCUAAUACAACCUCAAAAUAUUAUGGCUCGAACACGUUUAAAGGAAGGUAAAUAUAUUUCAAUGUGUGAUUUCUUUCAGGGUGACGUUAGUUAUGAUGAGAUUAAUGAAGCUCUUCAACGAUUCACUGACCGUCGGUUAGCUGAGUUUGUUCCUUGGAACAAAGAAGCUAUUAAAGUUGUUCACACAAGAGUUUCUCCUUUAGUCAAAAGAGGAAACAGAAUGAGUGGGAUGUUAUUGGCUAAUAAUACUAGUAUCAGAUAUUAUUUCCAAGACAUAUUAAAGGCUUUUGACCAGAUGUUCAAAAAAAGAGUGUAUUUAGAAAGUUAUAGGGAACAAUUUCACGAUAAUUUCCAGGAAUUUGAAGAGUCUAAAGAAAUUGUAAAAUGUGUUAUUGAAGAAUAUGCUAAAGCAGAGUCUAUUGAAUAUUCUGAUUAUUCUUAUCCUAUCCAUAAAUAUUUGAAAGGAAUUGCUAAAGAAAAAAUAGCUGAAUAA
Messenger RNA from Entamoeba nuttalli P19, 1359 nucleotides. Its product is annotated as tubulin gamma chain. The transcript has a single exon. Gene Ontology annotation, molecular function: structural constituent of cytoskeleton; GTP binding. Gene Ontology annotation, biological process: mitotic sister chromatid segregation; cytoplasmic microtubule organization; mitotic spindle organization. The record is from RefSeq and is a predicted model, not a curated record. Bases 1 to 1359 code for a protein of 452 amino acids. NCBI's taxonomy places the organism in Eukaryota, Evosea, Mastigamoebida, Endamoebidae. Gene Ontology annotation, cellular component: microtubule; gamma-tubulin complex; cytoplasm.